This is a messenger RNA of Anopheles merus, 414 nucleotides long. RefSeq names its product fibrinogen C domain-containing protein 1-like. The record is from RefSeq and is a predicted model, not a curated record. NCBI's taxonomy places the organism in Eukaryota, Metazoa, Arthropoda, Insecta, Diptera, Culicidae.
AUGCUCAUUGAGCGAAUAGCCAACACUACUGCCGAACAGAAUAUUGUGAACAAACUACUUUCGGUGGACUUUUACCGCAACUGGACUGAGUAUCGGAACGGAUUUGAAAGUAUCGAUGAUGAAUUCUGGGUCGGGCUGGAGUUUCUGCAUCACGUGACGUCAGCACGAAAGCACGAGUUGCUGGUGGAGCUGAAAGACUUCGAUGGAAACUACAUAUACGCACGGUAUGAUGAGUUUGCGAUCGGGAGUGAGGAGGAACAAUAUCCUUUAUCGAUGCUGGGAUCGUACACAGGAACUGCUGGAGACUCAUUAAUAGCCCACAAGGGCAUGAAGUUCUCGACAAAGGAUCGGGACAACGAUAUCAGUGAUGAAAGCUGUGCUCAGCGGUAUCAGGAUGCAUGGUGCAUGACCUAA